UGAAUCACACUUUAAUCACUCCUUUGGGCUAAUCCUGAAGGCAAUUUGGAAACGACAAUAAGCAACUGCCUUCCAGCUAGGUAGAACAGACUAGCAUAAGCACAUCACACCCAUCCGCUGUGCUCUAUCUUGUCAUCAUAUCCAAUAGCGGGAUAUCCUCACAGAAAGAACAGCUUUUGUUUUGCACUCCAUCACAGCAGUUGCAUUCUAUAAAGAUACUCAAGCUAAUGGAGUCCAGAUUUGUACAUGCAAGUACUGGGGGCAGGCUGUUCCCACUGGAGGGACUUUAGCUGGGAAUCCACAAUUGCUGGAGACCAGACUGAGUCCAAGACUUGCCAUCUUUAAAGUGUAAUGCAAGAUUCACCUCUUUCAGUAAGCCUCCUCCUACAGUUGCUUUUGCUGUAGUCCCUUGUGGGCUUUCUGAUGACAUUAACAAACCACCCGCCAUUACCUGAGAAUAACGUAAAAGAAUUGCAGCUAAAUACUGCACAGCUCUUGGGUCAUUAUUCCUUAUACCCCUUACUAAAAUAUUAAAUUGGCUGGGGAGCAAAGGGACUCUGGGACACCUCCUGGCAUUGCCAUGCGAGAAUUAUGGGUUCAGCGUGACCUUCUGCUUACCUCCAUGGGAUGAGGGAGACUAGGGAGCAUGGGCAGGCCAGGGAGUGACUAAACAUCUAUAUCAUGGCCUUUUGGAUUGAUUAGAGACUAACAGUCUCUGAAAAAUUUCACUUUUUCACCUGGCCUUGUCUACAUUUGGAAAAUUAUUACAGUAGAACCUCAAAAAUAUGAACGCCAGAAAUACAGACUGACUGGUCAACAGGACACCAUGUGAAACCAGAAGUAAUCAAUCAGGCGGCAAUGGAGGCUGCAAAAAAAGCAAGUACUGUACUGUGCCUGUAUUGCAUCUUAAAGGUAGGCACGUCUGGGCUGCCUGUCCCCACUCGGCACCCACUUACCGCUAGGAGUUGAAGAUGCUGAGAUUCUCAGGCAAAGCUGAGUCCUGCCUGCGCAGAGACAGCAUUGGUGUCUGCGCUGCUUUCCACAACCCUCUCCCGGGGGGGGGGAGGGGGGGUUGUUUUCACACACACACACGCCCAUGGGGGGGAGGGGGCACUAUUUUCACCACCCACCCCUCGGUGGGGAGGGGGAAAAGCUUGUCCAGAAAGAAGGUGCCUCUAGAACCUGGCUCAGAGUGUGAACUGCUGGAGCCGGAGCUUUGUUUUGUUCAGAGUUAUGGACAACCUCCAUUCCCAUGGUGCCUGUAACUCUGAGGUUCUACUGUUCCGAGUUUCCAGCAAUGAUUCAGCUAUACAUUACUUCCAAUGGUGUACAUGAUGGUAUAGACAGGGCUCAGCUGCUUUAAUUACAGUGUCAGGAAAAGCCACUAGUAAAAACACUUCAGCCUUAGCUACGGUAGUGGUUGCAUCACCACUCAAAACCAGAAACGAAUUUUCCUCUCUGAGGGCAAGAGCCACAAUGGUAUGAGCUCUCUGAGGAAGAGGGGUUUCCUAAAACAGUAUCAGGAAAAUUGAAUAGCAGCUGGGCCUGACCCCUUCUCAGACACCCCUCCCACCACCAGACACAGAUAUGGAGUAAUGUAUGGUACAGGGACCCCUCAGCGGGUAGUUCUUUCAAAGCACGGCUAGUUUUUCUUCACCUAUCCUCAUGACAAGUGACGCUCCCCAGAAUUAAAGGGAGACAGGUGCUAAAACAUCGCUUGAGGACAGCCUAGCAGUUAUGCCCACCCCUGCUCUCCGGGGGAAAUUAAGAACAGUUGUUAGCCGGGAGGAGAGAACCGGCAGCCGAGGGGUAGCUCCAGAAUGCCACCUUGUGCCCAAGCGGCCAGGAGAGCGGCCCGACGACACGUUACUCGGCCUCGGGGCUGGCCUGCAAGCGCGGACUCAGAAGCGGGGCCCGUCCAAGGACACGCGGGCCUCCUGGGAAGCCAAUCCGGUGGGGCCCAGGGCUCCCGAGGGAGCUUCCCCCGCGCCGCGCGGGGCGGGAACGGAGCUGGGGGCCGCGGCCGAGCACCGGGAAAUGGUUCCGUGUGAAGCCGGGAAGGGGGCUCCGGGCCGGCCUGCACCCCGCUCUCUGGAGCGGCCUUCACCGCGGCUCCCUGUGCCUCAGUUCCCCGCCUGGGACAGGGCGCGGCCUAGCGCCGGCCACCAGCCCAGCUCCGGGCACUGCGGCGCCCGGACAGCACGGCGAGGGGCCGGCCGGCGGCAAGCGGGAGUAGAGCGCAUGCGCAUCGCGCCUCGGAGAGCGCGAACCGGCUGCGCCGCCGGCCCGAGGGAUCCGGAACGCCGUGUCGGGCGCGGCUCCGGCAGGCCAGUCCUCCAGUGUCCCAGCGUGCCCCGCGUCCCGCCAUGCUUUGCGGCGCGGGACUGGGGUAAAGGUCAGCGCCAGGGCUCCGCUGUCGGGUGUGCUGCGCAGGGCUCCGCUCCCGCCGAGGACCGCCGCGGCCAUGGCCAAGCAGCCGCAGCCCAUCAGCCCCGUGAAGAACUUCUUCGCCGGCGGCUUCGGCGGCGUCUGCCUGGUGUUCGUGGGGCACCCGCUGGACACCAUCAAGGUCCGACUACAGACCCAACCAAAACCCCAGGCUGGGCAGCCUCCACUCUAUUCUGGGACCUUCGACUGUUUCAGACAGACUCUCAUUCGAGAGGGAGUCCGAGGCUUGUAUAAAGGAAUGGCAGCUCCGAUUAUUGGAGUGACUCCCAUGUUUGCUGUGUGCUUCUUUGGAUUUGGUUUGGGGAAAAAACUCCAGCAGAGGAAUCCUGAUGACAUUCUAACAUAUCCCCAGCUGUUUGCUGCUGGCAUGUUAUCUGGAGUGUUCACAACAGCAAUCAUGGCUCCAGGAGAGAGGAUCAAGUGCCUUUUACAGAUCCAGGCUGCUUCAGGUGAAAUUAAAUACGGUGGCCCAAUGGACUGUGUGAAACAGCUGUACCGUGAGGCUGGAAUUCGAGGCAUAUACAAAGGAACCGUGCUCACCCUCAUGAGAGAUGUUCCAGCCAGUGGAAUGUACUUCAUGACGUAUGAAUGGCUGAAAAACAUUCUGACCCCUGAGGGGAAGAGUGUCAGUGACCUCAGCGUGCCUAGGAUUCUCUUCGCCGGAGGUAUGGCAGGGAUCUUCAACUGGGCUGUUGCCAUCCCUCCUGAUGUGCUGAAAUCCCGCUUCCAGACCGCUGCUCCAGGGAAGUAUCCCAAUGGCUUUAGGGAUGUGCUAAGGGAGCUUAUCAGAGAGGAAGGCGUCUCAUCCCUGUACAAAGGGUUCACAGCCGUUAUGAUAAGGGCCUUUCCCGCUAACGCAGCCUGUUUCCUUGGUUUUGAAGUUGCUAUGAAGUUCCUUAACUGGAUUGCACCAAGUCUGUGAAGACUAGGAAAUGUCCUCCUGGGAGAGAAAAAAAGACCAUGAUGCUGGAUUAAAGGGAUGACUUCAGAAACCCUAGGAAUUAUUAAUUUUCUAAUCCCCAUUGCCUUACUCGCAUCCUCUGGAUGGUGUAAUGGUGCCAUUCUGAACCUUGAGCCAUAACUCUAAUGUAGAGUUUUCGUGAGGAGUAGGAAGUAUGAGUACACUUACUUUCUGAACCAAAUGCACCAUAGCAGUGAUGCUGCUAAUAGACACCUAUCGCUAUUACAGUGAGAGUCCCUAAGUACUUCCUCUGGAAGAAGAGGAGACUCUUAAUUUCUUUCUUUAUUUACUGAAGAAGCAGUUAGUGCUGAAAAUCUUUCGAAAUAGUAAUUACCAGCCAGUGUGCACUUAAUUCUCAGGAUGUGGCUUAACACUUUAUUGCAAAUGUUGAAGUGAGACACUAUUUUCCAUCAGUUAUAGAUAGUCUCAUCAGCUGUUAGCAUGUUGAUGGUGCCUUUAUUUUAUGUGCAUGUAAUGAGGGGCAAUAUGGAACAGAACAGAUUAUAGCUAAAAAAAAAAUCCUAAUUCUGGGGAGAGGGGGUGGGUACGGAGGUUUUUUAAAGCAUUAUGGAGGCCUUGUAUGGUGACCACCUUGAACAGAUGAAAGGUGCACUGUGGAACUAAGAGUUAAAGUGAAUUAUGCCCAACUUUCUUGACUAAGUACUGCUAACCCAGCUGGCGGGGGCAUUCAGCGGAGAAACAAGUUCUAACUGAUCUCAUUUCUCUUCAAAAUCCUUUCUUUCCUCUCUGAAAUCCCUUUGGUACUUCCUGAUUCACUGACUGUAUCCAGAACACAACUUUACAAAUACCAUAUGACUCAUUGCAAUCGAUGCUAUAUCUGAUGUCCCUGAAUGAUGCAUCCUGGGAGAUAGUCAGUGGAAGUACAGAGAGGAUUUCAAAGUGGGAGAAUACUUAAACUUAUUUUGGUGCUGAAUUUCCCCCAUGGCUUACUUAAUGGGGACAGUCAGCCCUGAAGUCGGUGUCUGGCUCCUCAGCUCAGCAUUAAGAGAUCUUGUUAAACAUAACAAAUUUUGAGUUGACACGAUGGAUGCAAGGGACAGGCAAGACAAUCUGUAACCUGUUCCAGUUGUGAUUAAAUGAUCCUAUUUUAUCAGGAUUCAAAGUUU
This is a messenger RNA of Chelonia mydas (Green sea turtle), 4536 nucleotides long. It is a transcript of the gene SLC25A20, whose product is annotated as solute carrier family 25 member 20. The record is from RefSeq and is a predicted model, not a curated record. The coding region runs from base 2465 to 3370 and encodes 301 amino acids. Gene Ontology annotation, molecular function: O-acyl-L-carnitine transmembrane transporter activity; low-density lipoprotein particle binding. Gene Ontology annotation, cellular component: mitochondrial envelope. The transcript has 9 exons. Lineage: Eukaryota; Metazoa; Chordata; Testudines; Cheloniidae. Gene Ontology annotation, biological process: mitochondrial transport; positive regulation of neuron projection development; carnitine transmembrane transport.